AUGCGCUGGUCAAAACCAACGAAUCCACAGAAAAUCUCAGUUUGUAGACAGGACGAAAGUACAUGCUAGAGAAGUAUUAUUAUUAUGUUAAUACAACGUUAGCAUUGUGGUAGGCACUGGUAGUCAAGUGAGUCAAAAGUAUGCACCAAGACUAUGCAAUUUUGGCGACAACCAAUGCUUAUCUCCAUCUAAUUCAUUGAUUCCCAAAGUGGUCUAUAUCGACCCCUAGGGGUCUAUGACAAACUGCAAGGUGUCUACGUCAGCGAAAAAAAAAUUGGGGGUCCAUGAAAUGAAUAUGGGGGUCCACGAUAGUGGAUCUCAACACAUACAUUGAUAGUACCUAUUUACUUACAUCAUACUAUCUUAUAAUAUCAAAACAUAUACAUUAUUUAUAAAAGUACCUAUGAAGUAAAAAAAAUAUUAUAUAUGUUUAUAAAAUUGUGUAAGUUGUAGGAUGUUGGUAUUCGCUUUGUGGUCGCAAUACAUUUUGAACUUGUAAAAACCUGAGAGUCGUAGUCUCAGAGCUUCGCUACCUUGCACUGACUUGUUCAAUUCGUCGCUCUAUAAAUACGAAUGUGGGACAAAUACGUUUAUUCGUUUCCUGAAUCUUGAAAAGGAAAGUGCUAAGAAAAUAUUUUAAAAAAUAUAAACAGAUAGUAUAUAACACAAAUUAUAGUGAGUCAGUGUUAUUUUGUUUGAGAGUGCUGGAGAAAAGUAAGUACAUUAUAUUUUAUUAAAUUUUAGUUUUGUACUCGUAGUUAGCAAAGAUAGAUAAAUUACGCCAAUCAUGACUUGAGUUAUUAGUAGUAAUAUUCAAUCAUGCAAAAUUACACGAGUACUCCUCAAUAGUUUCUUUUUGAAAGUUUUAGCAACCGGUAAUAUAAUUACAGUGCAAUCUCCGUAAUUCGAGCUAAUUGUUGCAAGAAGAUGUUCGAAUUAUGGAACGUUUUCGGAAAAAUCAAAAACUAUUUUUAAUAUACAGCUGCUGGAUUUCCUGUCUUAUUUAAAUAAUUUAAUUUUGCCCACAGAUGAUUGAUGCCAUGUCCGAAUCUAAAAAGUAAUGUAGACAGUACAGUGUGGUAGAUGGUCUCUGACUGUCGAACGUGGAGGUACCACCCGGCGGAUCUCGUAGGCGGAGCCAGAAUGUGUGCAUGUUGCAUGCACACGUGUUCCCCCGCCAGAGUCCGUGUG
Messenger RNA from Acanthoscelides obtectus, 1191 nucleotides. The record is from the annotation of a GenBank genome assembly. NCBI's taxonomy places the organism in Eukaryota, Metazoa, Arthropoda, Insecta, Coleoptera, Chrysomelidae.